Messenger RNA from Uloborus diversus, 3744 nucleotides. RefSeq lists its product as uncharacterized. Gene Ontology annotation, biological process: signal transduction. NCBI's taxonomy places the organism in Eukaryota, Metazoa, Arthropoda, Arachnida, Araneae, Uloboridae. Bases 193 to 3354 code for a protein of 1053 amino acids. The transcript has 18 exons. The record is from RefSeq and is a predicted model, not a curated record.
CGAGGCAGCUUCCCGGAAAACCACCUUGUCUUGAUCAGAAGCUUUAAAAAGAUGCCAGCCAGUGAGAUGGAAAGUACUGUUAUCAUUUUGUUGUGAAGUGUGACAAGUAUCGAAUUCUUAGUUCCGAUUCUUUUCGAAAGUGAAAGAAACUCGAAUUUCUGUAGAAUACAGAUUCGUAACAUGUGAAAAUAAAUGCACGAAAUAUAUGGGAGAAUUUUACUCGUUUCACAUGCUGGAAUCUUUGAAAGUGACUAUUCGAUGGCACCAGGAUUAUCCCAAAACCCUGUGCCAACAAACGAUCUGUCUUCGAAAAUUUACUCAACAGUGAGCAUGCAUUUAGCGAACGUUUCGCGCGAUGACAACCUGUCUCUGAGGACUUAUUCUGAAGUUGGGAAUAUGAAUUUGAGCAAGAAAUCUUUGGAAGUGAUAGGGAUUGUACUAACUGACGAGAGAUCUUUCGGAAAGAAUGUUGGAUCUCCUGACAAUAGAUCAGUGGUAUUGGGGACAAUUUGCUUAGACAAUACUGCUAUGUACUUAGAUGAAUUACGCAGGAAUAUGUGCGUGGAAUUGCCUUGUUUACCUGCGUCAUUCAGCUUCCUGUCAAAGGAAGGGUGGCCUAUUCAUAAACUUCAUGAACAAAAAGUCAGAUCUAGUCAUGUCAUCAGUGAAAAUAAUUGCAUUUUCAUCAAAAAAGAAUUUGAAAAACCAAGAGUUGGCAUCGUCACAUCUGGUGGUGAGCCAGUAGGAUUUGUAUUCACAGAUCUCAAUGUAAAUAUAAAACAGCUUAGAGAAAUCAUGGAACAACAGUUAAAAAUGAGUCAACAUUUGAAGCUGGACUAUAGGUUUGUUGAAAGAAAUGGAUGGCCAGUUAUGUCUAGUCAAGAACCAAUUUUAUCACUUCUUGAUAUAAUGUUAGGUCAAAUUGUAUGCAUACAAAACUGUGAUAGACAGUCCUAUUCAUCAAACAUUGACAAUCCCAGGCCUACAUCUUUAAUGUAUACUAGCAACAAUAAUGCCAUUGAAAGUGCAGCAAAUACACCGACAGAAGGAGUGGGCUUGGAGCAUGAACCUUUAAGUAAAAAGAAAUCUGUGAAAACUAACAAACCUGACAGACAGCCAUCACUCAAAACCCUCAAAAGUUUCAAAAAACAGUCAAAACCAAUCCUAAUCAGCUACGUCAGGGCAGAAGCUGCUCAGUACGCUUUAGAUCUAAAGCGUGAACUUGUUUCCUUAGGAUUCAGUGUCUACUUAGAUGUCCAUGAAAUAAAAACAGGAUCUGACUGGCAGGAUGCACUGAAUUUUGCUGUAACCCACUGCUUCCUUUUUGUUCCUCUUAUCACUCAUAUGUACGGAAAAACCCAGUGGACUAACCGAGAGGUAAAACUGGCUGACGUCCUAAAUAAAAUGAUAAUUCCAGUUAACUUUAUGGAAACGUGGCCCCCUCCAUGCUUAGCUAUUCAAUUUGCCUCCACCCAAUAUAUACCUUGGAAACUUCAAGAAAGUGAACAUGUGAAAUUAGAAGGUGAAAAAUCAUCUGACCACAGGCUAUGGGACUCGGUUAGUCUGAAAAGAGUUGCCAAGCAGAUUAUUGAGUGUUACAGAGAUAACUACUAUAAACUUCCUCAAAGAAAUUUAUCAACGAGGGAAGUUGUUCAGCCUCAGCUACGUUUCAGGAGCACUGCAGUAAAUAAAACUCUUCUUUCUGCUGCGAAAGAAAAUUAUUAUGUGCUAAGUAAGGAUGAUUGUUUUGAUGAAACCAAGCAUUUGAUUGUAAUAAGUGCUCAUCCAAGGCAAAGAUAUUUGGCCCAAGACUUAAAAGCAACAUUUGAAAAAGAUGGCCACGAAGUGUGGUGCUCCGUAGAUUUACUAGGUGUGGUGGCCAACUUGUAUUCUGAAGAAGCUGGAGCAGAUCCCAACACACCAAGAAAUUUACCCACUAUUCAAGAGGGAGAUGUAUUUUUUAGUCAAAAUGAAGAACAAUUUAUUUCAUUAGGCGAUAAAAAAUCUCUCUCUAUGAAAGAACCCGAAACUUAUGGUAGAAGACCACUAUCUCGCUUAAUGUCCCAGUUUAGUGACAUAAGCCUGCCAUCUGCAUUAAGCCAUGAGAAACUUGACAAUCUUCGGACGUUCCAGCAGAAGGUAGAUCAAGCAGCUGUUGUUGUUGUGUUGGUCUCCGAUUCAUAUACAAAAUCUACUUUCUCUCAUCAACAGGUAUUUUACUGUGAGCACAGAAAGCGAGUUGUCCUAGUGAAAUGCGAUAGUGCACCUAUACCUAAAUGGUUCAGGCUAUUGAUGGGAAAUGACAUGAUACCUAAAGUCAAUAAUUCUCAAUUUGAGUGUGUUUUAAAAUCAAGGGUGAAAAGGGCAUUGAACCCCUCAUCGUCAGAAACGCCAAAGGAUGCUACAGCAGAAGCAAAAAUGAAAUACUUGCUGACAUUUCUAAAGCGGAAUUUACCAUUGCAAGAUAUUUGUGUAUAUGUAGUUGGAAGCAGCAAGCUUCAGUCUCAAAGAUCAGAAGAAAUUUGCAGAGCUAUUGGGACAGAGCUUGCUAAAGUUGAAAACGUUUCCCUAGUCACCGGUGGUUUCUGGGGUGCUGCUGAUAUCACUGCAAAAACAUUCUUUGAUUGCCGAGAAAAUAAUGACUGUAGUAAAGAAGAAUCAGCUGUUGUACAUAUACUUCCAAUGCAUGAUUCUGAGGACUUAACAGCUAAAGCUAAUCAGAAUCCAGAUGGUACAUUUGAAGCUCCUCCUUAUGGAAAGACUGUAUUUUUAGGAGAUUCUGUGAAAGAAAGAGAAACCGCUGUGGCACGUCUUUUAGAUACUUGCAUUAUAAUUGAAGGUGGUCCAGGCGUUGUUCACGAGGUUGAGGAAUUCAUUUGGAAUGACCACUUUGUAAUUCCAAUCAUGUCUACAGGGGGAGCUGCUGGUGGGCAAUAUGGAGUUCCAGUCAAAAUAUUUGAGAUUCCUCCCGGAGUCGACACGGCCGACUGGUCUGUAUUGUCCGAAAAGGAAGCCACUCCCGACGCUGUAGCUAAAUCUGUUGUUAAUAUCAUUCUAAGUCUCAAAAAAUCUCUCGCUUCACCAACAUGUACUUUGCAAAAACCCAACUUGCAAGCCAAGCGGAAAUCCCGGAGAAAGCUGAAGUCCCGGAAAUUCAAGCCUCAAGACCAAGACAUGCAGGACAUAGACUUUGUUGUUCCUUCCUCGACUAAAACACCAAUCAUGAGGCAAGUUUAUGACGUCAGAGCCACAUCUGAGAUAUCUCAGUCCAGUAGUGACGUCCCGUCAAUAAUUAGAAGAAAGAAAGCGAGUUGGUGGAAGAGGUUUUUAAAUUCCUUGAAACAUAGGAAUUAGUGUUGUUAUUGUUAGAAAUCGACUUUUUAGGUAUUUUAUUACAUUUGAAGUACUCCAGUUCAAGACCCGAUGAAAAGUUAGCUGUUGGCGAUGUUAUUUAUUGUUCAUGGUAUCCAUUAUUUGUUUUACCUGCUAAGCAUUUAUCAAUUACACAUUUUUAGGCUCUUUCUACUAUGGCAUAGGCGGCUUGUAUGGGGGUGGGAACAACCUCCCCCUCACUUUUCAGAGUUGAAAAUUAAUAAUUGAUUGAAAAAGAUUUUUUACAGAGUAUAUUGAUUUUUCCACCAAAGUAACAACUAAAAAUUCCAAAUAAAUGAACUUUUCUUAUCUUAUUUCAUGAAAAUGGAACUUUAGAUUGGAAGAUGAGUCUGGGGUGGCCAUCCUUCCCGA